AUAUCAAUAGAAGACACCACUGAGCACUUACGACCCUUCAAGGUUGCAAGCAAAGGACAAGAAACUAGAAUUAUAUAUUCGGGGAAUUAUGUAAUAUUAUUCCUUUGAACAUGCUACCAAUUCCACAGGCUAUUUCGUCCGGUGUUGGACAACAAAUUCCAAAGUUCUUCCUAGCCGUUACAUCUUGUCGGGGUUUACAUCGUCUACCUUUACACGAAGAAUGGUCUAAGCUUGCAAGCAAACAACUAAAGGGCAAAGAUCCUAAUGAAAGCCUAACUUGGCACACAGUUGAAGGAAUUGACAUUAAACCGUUAUAUACGAAAAGAGAUGGUGAACAUGUGGAAGAUGAACUUCCUGGGAAGUUUCCUUUCACUAGAGGUCCAUAUCCUACUAUGUAUACUCAAAGACCCUGGACUAUCAGACAAUACGCCGGAUUCAGUACAGUAGAGGAAAGUAACAAAUUCUACAGGGCUAAUAUAAAAGCUGGACAACAAGGUUUGAGCGUCGCUUUUGACUUGCCAACGCACAGAGGAUAUGAUUCCGACAAUCCCAGAGUCCAUGGUGACGUUGGUAUGGCUGGCGUAGCUAUUGAUUCUGUCGAGGAUACUAAGCUCCUGUUCGAUGGAAUACCUUUAAACAAGAUUUCGACUUCAAUGACAAUGAAUGGAGCUGUCUUGCCUGUACUUAGCAUGUUCGUUGUUGCAGCCGAAGAGCAGGGUGCAAAACAAUCAGAACUUGCUGGUACAAUACAAAAUGAUAUUCUUAAAGAGUUUAUGGUUAGAAAUACUUAUAUUUUCCCUCCUGAGCCUAGUAUGAAGAUUAUUGCCGAUAUUUUCUCGUAUACUUCACAAAAUAUGCCCAAGUUCAAUUCGAUCUCCAUCUCUGGCUACCAUAUGCAAGAAGCUGGAGCAAACGCAGUUUUAGAAAUGGCCUUCACCAUUGCCGAUGGACUGCAAUAUUGUCGAACUGGCCUAGAAGCUGGUUUAGCAAUAGACGAUUUCGCACCUAGGUUAUCGUUUUUCUGGGGCGUUGGUAUGAACUUGUAUAUGGAAGUCGCAAAGAUGAGAGCUGCACGUAGACUAUGGGCAACCUUAAUUAAAGAGAAAUUUAAUCCUAAGAAAGAAAAGUCCAUGAUGCUCAGAACACACUCUCAAACAAGUGGCUGGUCAUUAACAGAGCAAGAUCCUUAUAAUAAUGUUAUAAGAACAACUAUUGAAGCUAUGGCGGCUGUUUUCGGCGGAACUCAAUCCCUACAUACGAAUGCUUUCGACGAAGCUUUAGCUUUACCAACAACUUUCUCAGCUAGAAUUGCAAGAAAUACGCAGAUUAUCCUGCAAGAGGAGAGCGGAAUUGCCAAAGUAGCUGAUCCAUGGGCCGGUUCAUAUAUGAUGGAGCAAUUGACCGACGAGAUUUACGACGCUGCUAAAAAAAUAAUCGACGAUAUUGAAAACAUGGGUGGUAUGGCUAAAGCGGUUGCAUCAGGAAUGCCUAAAUUGAGAAUUGAGGAAUCUGCUGCCAAGCGUCAAGCUCGUAUUGAUAGUGGUCAAGAAACAAUUGUAGGUGUUAAUAAAUAUAAACUACAAGAAGAGGACACUAUCGAUGUCCUUGAAGUUGAUAAUACUAAAGUAAGAGAACAACAAAAGGCUCGAAUUGAACAAGUGAAGAGAUCCAGGGACCCAACUAGAGCCCGUGAUGCAUUGGAUAACAUAACGAAAUGUUGCGAAAGUGGAGAUGGGAACUUGUUAGCUUUGAGUAUCGAAGCUAGUAGGGCUAGGUGCACAGUUGGAGAAAUAACCGAUGCUAUGGAAAAGGUUUGGGGAAGACACGUCGCAACUGAUAGACUGGUUAGUGGAGCUUACAAAACCGAAUAUGGAACUGCAGGUGAAUUAGAAAAGAUUUCCCAAAGAAUCGAUGAAUUUGUUAGCCAAGAGGGCCGUCGACCUAGAAUUCUCGUGGCGAAAGUUGGUCAAGAUGGGCACGAUCGCGGUGGAAAAGUAAUUGCCACUGGAUUUGCCGAUGUGGGAUUUGACGUUGAUGUUGGCCCUCUAUUUUCAACUCCACAAGAGGCUGCUCAACAAGCUGUCGAUGCAGAUGUUCACAUUGUUGGCGUUUCGUCUUUAGCCGCUGGCCACAAGACACUUGUACCUGAAGUUAUUGAAGAACUAAAGAAAAUGGGAAGAGAAGAUAUUCUUGUUGUCGCUGGAGGUGUUAUACCACCUCAAGACUAUGAAGUAUUGUUCAAAGCUGGCGUGGUAGAUGUAUUUGGCCCAGGAACCCCUAUCCCAACAGCCGCUAACCGCAUAAUGGACGUUUUACUCGGUCAGAAAGUGUCUCAUAAAGAAACUAGCAACAGUUAA
Dimorphilus gyrociliatus is the source of this 2357-nucleotide messenger RNA. NCBI's taxonomy places the organism in Eukaryota, Metazoa, Annelida, Polychaeta, Dinophilidae. The record is from the annotation of a GenBank genome assembly.